Messenger RNA from Lipotes vexillifer (Yangtze River dolphin), 4403 nucleotides. RefSeq names its product tensin 2 (gene TNS2). Gene Ontology annotation, biological process: peptidyl-tyrosine dephosphorylation. Bases 288 to 4403 code for a protein of 1371 amino acids. The record is from RefSeq and is a predicted model, not a curated record. Gene Ontology annotation, cellular component: focal adhesion. The transcript is spliced from 30 exons. Gene Ontology annotation, molecular function: protein binding; protein tyrosine phosphatase activity. Lineage: Eukaryota; Metazoa; Chordata; Mammalia; Artiodactyla; Lipotidae.
UCCUGGGCUGACACUCCCAGCAGGGUAGAUCCUGGGAAUCUGAUCUCCUGGCCUCCCCCACUUCCUACCCCCCCCCACCCGCCCCCACUUCCUGGAGCAGCGACCUGCCCCCUUCCCGCCUGCACUCCCCUCCACUUCCAGGGCUGGGCUUCUCCUCACACCAGCCAGACAGCCUACUCUCCACCCAGGGGAAGUGGCUGCCUCCGCCAGGCCGCUUCCAGGAAGCCCUGGGCCAGGCCCCAGCAUUGUUCGGGCCCCACGGCCGGCACCCCAGGCAGCCGGACACCAUGAAGUCCAGCGGCCCAGUGGAGAGGCUGCUCAGAGCCCUGGGGAGGAGGGACAGCAGCCGGGCCACCAACAGGCCUAGGAAAGCUGAGCCACAUAGCUUCCGGGAGAAGGUUUUCCGGAAGAAACCACCGGUCUGUGCAGUGUGUAAGGUGACCAUCGAUGGGACAGGCGUCUCGUGCCGAGUCUGCAAGGUGGCGACACACAGAAAAUGUGAAGCAAAGGUGACUUCGUCCUGUCAGACCUUGCCUCCCACGGAGCUGCGGAGAAACACGGCCCCUGUGAGGCGCAUAGAGCACCUGGGAUCCACCAAGUCUCUGAACUACUCAAAGCAACGCAGCACUCUGCCCAGGAGCUUCAGCCUGGAUCCUCUCAUGGAGCGCCGCUGGGACUUGGACCUCACCUACGUGACGGAGCGGAUCCUGGCCGCCGCCUUCCCCGCGCGGCCCGACGAACAGCGACACCGGGGACACCUGCGCGAGCUGGCUCACGUGCUGCAAUCCAAGCACCGCGACAAGUACCUGCUCUUCAACCUGUCAGAGAAAAGACAUGACCUGACCCGCCUAAACCCCAAGGUCCAGGACUUUGGCUGGCCUGAUCUGCACGCGCCCCCGCUGGACAAGCUGUGCUCCAUCUGCAAAGCCAUGGAGACGUGGCUCAGUGCUGACCCGCAGCAUGUGGUCGUACUGUACUGCAAGGGGAGCAAGGGCAAGCUCGGGGUCAUCGUCUCUGCCUACAUGCACUACAGCAAGAUCUCUGCAGGGGCGGACCAGGCGCUGGCUACCCUUACCAUGCGGAAGUUCUGUGAGGACAAGGUGGCCUCGGAGCUGCAGCCCUCCCAGCGCCGGUAUAUCGGCUACUUCAGUGGUCUGCUGUCCGGCUCCAUCAGAAUGAACAGCAGCCCUCUCUUCCUGCACUAUGUGCUCGUGCCCAUGCUGCCAGCCUUUGAACCCGACACGGGUUUCCAGCCCUUCCUCAAGAUCUACCAGUCCAUGCAGCUUGUCUACACAUCUGGAAUCUAUCACGUUGCAGGCCCUGGUCCCCAGCAGCUUUGCAUCAGCCUGGAGCCAGCUCUCCUUCUCAAGGGCGAUGUCAUGGUGACAUGCUAUCACAGGGGUAGCCGGGGGACUGACCGGACCCUCGUGUUCCGAGUCCAGUUCCACACGUGUACCAUCCAUGGACCACGGCUCCCCUUCCCCAAGGACCAGCUGGACGAGGCCUGGGCCGACGAGAGGUUCCCCUUCCAAGCCUCGGCGGAGUUCAUCUUCUCCUCCAGCCCAGAGAAGAUCAAAGGCAGUACCCCACGGAACGAGCCCUCGGUCUCUGUUGACUACAACACAGCAGAGCCUGCCGUGCGCUGGGACUCCUACGAGAACUUCAACCUGCACCACGAGGACAGUGUGGAUGACUCCGUCACCCAUACCCGGGGGCCCCUGGAUGGCAGUCCUUACGCCCAGGUGCAGCGGGCCCCCCGCCAGACCCCGCCGGCGCCCUCUCCGGAGCCGCGCCCGCCCCCGCUGCUCUCUGUCAGCAGCGAUUCUGGCCAUUCGUCCACGCUGACCGCAGAGCCCACCGCUGAGUCCCCUGGCCGGCCACCCCCGGCGGGCGGAGCCCCCCGCCUUGGAAUGUAUUCGGGACACAGGCCUGGCCUCAGCCGCCACUGCUCCUGCCGCCAGGGCUACCGGGAACCCUGCGGGGUCCCCAAUGGGGGCUACUACCGGCCAGAGGGGACCCUGGAGAGGAGGCGGCUGGCCUACGGGGCCUACGAGGGGCCCCCACAGGGCUAUGCUGAGGCCUCCGUGGAGAAGAGGCGCCUCUGCCGAUCGCUGUCCGAGGGGCCGUACCCCUACCCGCCUGAGCUGGGGAAACCGGCCAACGGGGACUUUGGCUACCGCGCCCCAGGCUACCGGGAGGUGGUGAUCCUGGAGGACCCUGGGCUGCCUGCCCUGUGCUCAUGCCCCGCCUGUGAGGAGAAGCUAGCGCUGCCCACGGCAGCCCUCUAUGGGCUGCGCCUGGAGAGGGAGGCUGGAGAGGGGUGGGCGAAUGAGGCUGCCAAGCCCCUCCUGCACCCGGUGCGACCUGGGCACCCGCUACCCCUGCUGGUGCCUGCCUGCGGGCACCACCAUGCCCCAGUGCCUGACUACAGCUGCCUGAAGCCACCCAAGGCAGGCGAGGAAGGGCAUGAGGGCUGCUUCUACGCCAUGUGCCCCGAAGGCAGGUAUGGGCAUCCAGGGUACCCUGCCCUGGUGACAUAUGGCUAUGGAGGAGCGGUUCCCAGUUACUGCCCAGCGUAUGGCCGGGCGCCUCACAGCUGCGGGUCUCCAGGCGAGGGCAGAAGGUAUCCCAGCUCUGGUGCCCACUCCCCCCGGGCUGGCUCCAUUUCCCCCGGCAGCCCGCCCUACCCCCAAUCCAGGAACCUCAGCUACGAGAUCCCUGCAGAGGAGGGAGGGGACAGGUAUCCGCCGCCCGGGCACCUGGCCCCAGCAGGACCCUUGGCACCUGCAGAGUCGCCGGAGCCGGUGUCCUGGAGGGAGAGCCCCAGCGGACACAGCACCCUGCCUCGGUCUCCCCGAGAUGCCCAGUGCAGUGCCUCUUCUGAGCUGUCCGGUCCCUCCACGCCCCUGCACACCAGCAGCCCAGUCCAGGGCAAGGAGAGCGCCCGACGGCAGGACACUAGGUCCCCCACCUUGGUGCCCACUCAGAGACUGAGUCCCGGAGAGGCCUCGCCACCUGCUACCCAGGGAGGGGCUGAAAGAGCUCCAGAGCUGCCAGCAAGAAGUGGGCCUGAGCCUCCGGCCCCUGGUCCCUUCUCCCCAGCCUCCCCGCCCAGCUCACCCAACGACUGGCCUCAGGAGAGGAGCCCGGGGGACCGUUCGGACAGCACCAGUCCAAGGGGCCCUGUACCCACCACCCUGCCCGGCCUCCGCCACGCCCCCUGGCAGGGCCUUCGAGACUCCCCGGACAGCCCAGACGGGUCCCCCCUCACCCCUGUGCCUACUCAGAUGCCCUGGCUUGUGGCUAGCCCAGAGCCGCCGCGGAGCUCACCCGUACCUGCCUUCCCUCUGGCUGCAUCUUAUGACAUCAGUGGCCCUACCCAGCCCCCACUUCCCGAGAAGCGCCACCUGCUGGGGCCUGGGCAACAGCCAGGACCCUGGGGCCCAGAGCAGGCAUCGCCACCAGCCAGAGGCACGAGUCACCAUGUCACCUUUGCACCUCUGCUCCCCGAUAAUGCCCCCCAACCCCCAGAGCCCCCUAUGCAAGAGAGCCAGAGCAACGUCAAGUUUGUUCAGGAUACGUCCAAGUUCUGGUAUAAGCCACACCUGUCCCGUGACCAAGCCAUUGCCCUGCUGAAGGACAAGGACACUGGGGCCUUCUUGAUCAGGGACAGUCAUUCAUUCCAAGGAGCCUAUGGGCUGGCUCUCAAGGUGGCUACGCCCCCACCCAGCGCCCAGCCCUGGAAAGGGGACCCCUUGGAACAGCUGGUCCGCCAUUUUCUCAUUGAGACUGGGCCCAAAGGGGUGAAGAUCAAGGGCUGCCCCAGCGAGCCCUACUUUGGCAGCCUGUCGGCCCUGGUCUCCCAGCACUCCAUCUCCCCGCUGUCCCUGCCCUGCUGCCUGCGCAUUCCCAGCAAAGAUCCUCUGGAGGAGGCCCCAGAGGCCCCAGUGCCCACCAACAUGAGCACAGCGGCAGACCUCCUGCGUCAGGGCGCCGCCUGCAGUGUGCUCUACCUGACCUCAGUGGAGACGGAGUCGCUGACAGGCCCCCAAGCGGUGGCGCGGGCCAGCUCCGCAGCUCUGAGCUGCAGCCCCCGCCCCACGCCAGCCAUUGUCCACUUCAAGGUCUCAGCCCAGGGCAUCACGCUGACGGACAACCAGAGGAAGCUCUUCUUUCGCCGCCAUUAUCCAGUGAACAGCAUCACCUUCGCCAGCACUGACCCUCAAGACCAGAGAUGGACCAACCCGGAUGGGACCACCUCCAAGAUCUUUGGUUUCGUGGCCAAGAAGCCGGGAAGCCCCUGGGAGAAUGUGUGUCACCUCUUUGCAGAGCUUGACCCAGAUCAGCCUGCAGGCGCCAUUGUCACCUUCAUCACCAAAGUUCUGCUGGGCCAGAGAAAAUGA